Molecule: messenger RNA, 858 nt
Organism: Rotaria sp. Silwood2
Lineage: Eukaryota; Metazoa; Rotifera; Eurotatoria; Philodinida; Philodinidae
Source: the annotation of a GenBank genome assembly
UCAGGAAGGGCUCCACCAAUCCUUCUCAUCUUCGAACUCGACCGAGAUCUUGUUAAGACUGAACUGUGUAGAAAAUUUCAUCGCGAUCGGACUCUCCUUUCAAAAGUUAUCGUGUUAACGGCCGGACGGCCGGACACACUGACCGAUUCUAGAGUGUACUCACUUUUUGAGUACACAAAAACAAUUAUCGAAUUUGUCUAAGAAGUUUCAAAUAUGUAGAAUUUAUUAUUCAAGAAUAUAUUACCAAAUACUGACUACAGUGUACGGUCUGAUCAGAAAAAGAAAAGCUUUCAUAAACAUAUUUGAUUUAGAUAUCCUCAUCAAUGUUCAUAAUUUGAGCAAAUUUAUACAACAAGGUAAUGCUACUGAAGCUGCAAAUAUGGCUGAGAAACUUGCUUCACAAGGUAUUCGACUUCAAGAAAACUCAGUAAUACGAUUAAAAGAUGAAGCUGAAUUUCGGCAAGAUAAUAAUUUAAUGUUUUGUUUUAUUAAUUUUAUUUUUAUAAUAGAAUUCUUGUUCAAUUUGAUGGUGAUGAAUAUGGUGUUGAUCAACAUGGUGGAACUAUUUCUGUUGACGUUUUUCCAUCAACUACAGUUCGAGAAUUACGUGCGGCAUUCGAACUUGCUUAUUAUUAUUCUGCGUUUAAUCAAUAUUUUUUUGUUAAUGGUAAUUUAGUUCAUGAUAACUCGACUAUGAGAGAUUUAAAAGUUGGACCAAAUUCAUUAUUUGUUUUAUUUUUAUUAGAACAUUCAAAGAAAUUUAAGAAUAAUGAUUCAUGGGAAUGUUCUACUUGUACCAACCAAAAUCCAUCAAACACUUUUCGUUGUAUUUUAUGUUCAGCAUCACGACUAGAAUAA